AUGCCAAAGGGAGGCGGUCGUUCCAAAAAAGCUGAAUACUUCAACAACCUCAAAGCUUUAUUGGAAGAAUACCCUUCUAUUUUUAUCGUGAACGUCGACAAUGUGGGGUCAAAUCAAAUGCACCAGAUCCGCCACGCUCUUCGUGGUAAGGCGGUCAUUCUAAUGGGAAAGAAUACUAUGGUCAGAAGGGCUCUGAAGGUUUUGAUCAGCGAAAACCCUCAACAUGAUAAGCUGUUGCCUCACGUCAAGGGAAACAUUGGUUUUGUAUUUACGAAUGGUGAUUUAAAAGAGAUACGAGAUGUUCGUGCGCCCGCUAAAGCUGGUGCUAUUGCACCCGUUGAUGUAAUUGUGCCGGGUGGUAACACUGGUAUGGAGCCUGGUAAGACCUCCUUCUUCCAGGCCUUGGGUGUCCCUACCAAAAUUGCACGUGGCACUAUUGAAAUUAUCAAUGAUGUGCAUCUUGUGAAGGCUGGCGGUAAAGUUGGCGCUUCGGAGGCCACAUUAUUGAAUAUGCUGAACAUUUCUCCAUUCACAUAUGGGUUGACUGUUCUUCAAAUUUAUGACAACGGCACCACCUUUCCUCCUUCCGUUCUUGACAUUGAGGAAUCAACCUUGAUUGAUAAUUUCUUAAGUAGUGUCAAGAUUAUUGCCGCUACUUCUCUUCAGAUAGGGUACCCAACGGUUGCCUCCGCACCUCACUCUCUCAUCAAUGCUUACAAGGAUUUGUUGGCCGUUUCAGUUGCCACCAAUUAUACUUUCCCUGGUUCUGAGAAGAUUAAGGCAUAUCUUGCGGAUCCUUCUGCGUUCGCUAUCGCCGCCCCAGUUGUGGAAACCACUGACACCGCCAAGAAAGAGGAAGCUGCUUCCACUAAGGAAGCUGAGGCUGAAGAGUCGGAUGAUGAUAUGAUGCUGGAUAUCUUUG
This is a messenger RNA of Acaulospora colombiana, 922 nucleotides long. NCBI's taxonomy places the organism in Eukaryota, Fungi, Glomeromycota, Glomeromycetes, Diversisporales, Acaulosporaceae. The record is from the annotation of a GenBank genome assembly.